This is a messenger RNA of Hypanus sabinus (Atlantic stingray), 3050 nucleotides long. It is a transcript of the gene rassf10a, whose product is annotated as Ras association domain family member 10a. Bases 283 to 1497 code for a protein of 404 amino acids. NCBI's taxonomy places the organism in Eukaryota, Metazoa, Chordata, Chondrichthyes, Myliobatiformes, Dasyatidae. The transcript has a single exon. The record is from RefSeq and is a predicted model, not a curated record. Gene Ontology annotation, biological process: signal transduction.
GAGAGAGAGAGGAAUUGUGUGUAGAGAGGGAGGGAGACGUCCCAGCCAGCAACAUCUCACAUUCCCCAGCGAGGGCGAGCUGCGAUGUCUGGUUUGGUUCUGCCCUGCCGGGAUGUGAUGAAGAUACCGGAGAUGCCCUCGCCGGUGGAACUGUACACGGCUGAGUGCAGGCACAGAGCCAGCGACAGACCCGCGCCUGCAGAUGCUCCUCUCUGAGCGAUGCUGAUGCGGAGAAGUUUGUUCUUACCUCUCCGGCAGUAAGUUACUGGCGAUUGUUGUCACAUGAUAGAACAGGGAACUGAAACUCCAGGCACGGCUCAGAACGAGCCGGCGCUGGAGGGGAAAGGUCCGGAAUCCCCCGCCGGACGGAGGAUGGCCGCCCAGGACAACAAGAUAAGCGUGUGGGUCUGUCAAGAGGAGAAGCUGAUCUCCGGGCUGUCGAGGCGCACGACUUGCGCCGAUGUGAUAGCUGCCUUGCUGGAGGAAGCCGCUCUCAGCGAGUUACUGUCCGGAGCGCCGGACACGUACUGCCUGGUGGAGAAGUGGAGGGGCUUCGAGAGGACGCUGCCCAACCAGACCAAGAUCCUGAGACUGUGGCGGGCGUGGGGAGAGGAGCGGGACAGAGUGACCUUCGUGCUGGAGAAGACCCGCGCCGCGUUGGGCCGGGCGGGAUUCCGGAGCGCCCAGGCUCGGGUGGUGACCAGCCGGGACAGCCCGUGCAAGGUACGCGGAGCGGCCGGCGCCGGCCUCGCCAUGUCCCGGGACAAACAGAGGAGAGUGGUGCGCAAAGCCUUCAGGAAGCUGGCCAAGAUGAACCGCUCGAAGCGGCGGGAGGGCGGCCCGAAGGAGGAGAGGUGCGGAGAGAGGAUGGAGACUAUGGUGCACCGGGUCCUGUCGCAGGACCACACCAUCCGGCAGCAACUGGAGCGGCUGCGGGAACUGGACCGGGACAUCGACCUGUGCGAGGCCAGGAUACACCUGGACAGGAUGAGGAAACACGGCGCCAACUACGUGCAGGACACUUAUCUGGAAGGGGGUCCCGCACCGUGCCGGGACGCAGCCGAGGGGCAGGCGGAGGAGGGGGCGGCGGCGGCGGAGGGUCCGGAACGGAGAGAAGAGGGGGCGGAGGCGGCAGCGGAGGAGGAGGAAGGUCCCGAGGUGGAGGUGGGCAGCACCGGGCUGGAGCCGGACCAGCUGCGGGAACAGCUGCAGGCUAGUUUGUGUCUCAGUUUGCGGCUGACCAGCGAUUUGGAGGAGUGCCGGAGGGAGCUGGAGCGGAGCCGGAGUCUGCGGCGCCUGAAGCGAGAGGAGUUGGAGCGGCUACUCCGGGAGCUGCGGGAGUUGAGCAGCAGCCCUGAGCCGCCGGCCCCGGACACGACCACCACCGCCGACCGGGCCGGGGAUGCGGGGGAUUCGGCGGAUGAUUCGGACACGGGGCUCAGCUCCAUGAACAGCCUAGACUCCGACCCCGCCCCCGUCGCCGAGUCCCUGGUCUAGACCCGGGGGACAGGGGUCCGCCGACCGAAAACGGGCAGAGACAUGCUGGGUCAGAGACUUUAACAGCCGCACUGUCCCAUGCCGCCACAUGGAACUGAACCAGAGACAUCUCAGUCAGAGCGGAAAGUUUGGACGUUCCAGGUUUUUAUAAUAUCCGGGCCGGUCUUGCAGCAUCUAUGAGAAGAAAACGUUAAUGUUUAGGGUUUAUAACUCUCAGGGGAGGGGGAAAGAACAUUUAAUAUUUCAUAUAUUUUAGCGGGGUUCCCAGACUUUGCUUAGUGGUAUUGGUCCAUGGCCUAGAAAAAGGUUGGGAACCCUGUUAGAGAUAUUACACAGUGACAAGCCAAGGCUGUCCAGUUACUAAUCCGUACAUCUCUGGACCGUGAGCGAAAACUGGACAGCCGGAGUAAAUCCUUGCGGACCAACUCCAUACAGGCAGCGGCGGGGAUUGAACCCGGCUCGCUGGAGCGGUGAAGCCUUACGCUACCGUGCUGCCCACAUCCAGCAGGUCAGGCCUAAUCUGUGGAGUGAGAAGGAAAAUUUACUAUUUCAGGUUUAAAAACAGUCAGCUCAGGAAGAAGAGUAAGUGUUUCGAAUUUAAAAUAUUUUCUCCCCAGGGUGGGGGAGUCAAGAGGUAGAGGGCAUUGGUUUAAGGUGAGAGGGGAGGGGAGCCUGAGGGAGGGUGGAGGGUGGGCCAGAGGAAGUGUUUGAGGUAGGUACAUAGGAUGUGGAACGGUACUGCACAAUUACAGGCCCUUUGGCCCACCAUAAUGCGAAGGACACAGCACGGAAUCGGCCUUCCAGCCGCACUGCCCGGACAAUUCCAGAAAACCCGAUGUACCGUAACCUAACCGCCGGACAAUUUACAACCUGCUGUGGGAGGAAACCCGUGCAUUCCACGGGGAGGAUGUACAGGGAUGGCACCAGCAUUGAGCCCGGAACUGCCGAGCUGUAAUAGCGCUCUGCUAACCACUACACAACCAGGAUGUCCUAAUGAAACAAAUCCCUUCUGCCUGCACAAUGUCCCCCACACAUCCAUGUACCUGUCUAAGUGUGCUUUAAACACCCCGCACAACUGUGGGCCGAAGGAGCUGGUCUCCACCGUCACCCCCGGCAACACAUUCUGGGCACACACCACGCUCCGUAUGAAAAACAUUGCCCCAAAGGAUCGUAUUUAGAAGGUACUUGGGCAGGUACCGUGACUGGAAAGAUUUAGAGGGGAAAGGGCCAGAAGGGAUGAGCUUGGCGGGGUUUGGUUAGUAUGGACCAACUGGGCUUGAAAGGCCUUUUUCUGUGCAGUAUGACUCCAUGACUGAGAAGGUUCGAUGUGGAGAGGGAGAGAGGGAUUGUGGGUGGAAGAGCUUGCUGUGAUGCUCCUGAAAGUAAGUUUUUCUUUGCACCAGGGCAUUUGUGUACCUGUGCACUGGAUCAUAAACUCGACUUUGAGAUUUGCCUGAACUUAUCAGAGAAACGAAUUGGAGGGAGGGGGAGGAACAGAGAGAGUGGAAUGGGGAGAUCCCGCAAGGGGAGGUGUGGUUGUGGUAGUGAUGGGU